Messenger RNA from Drosophila miranda, 2479 nucleotides. It is a transcript of the gene Ktl, whose product is annotated as BTB/POZ domain-containing protein KCTD12. The record is from RefSeq and is a predicted model, not a curated record. The coding region runs from base 279 to 965 and encodes 228 amino acids. Gene Ontology annotation, biological process: protein homooligomerization. The transcript has a single exon. Lineage: Eukaryota; Metazoa; Arthropoda; Insecta; Diptera; Drosophilidae.
GUGCCACAGUUCGACACGAGAGCUGAGCGAGUGCGGACGCGUGCAGCGGCUACCAAGCGGAACAAAACAUUGUAGGAGCCAGUGCCAGUGCUGUAAACAAACCAGAAAUUGUGUGAACUUGAGAAUUGUGGGCGGAGAAGACGAAGACGGCUCGCGAGUGUACGUGCCUGCCAUAUGUGUGUUGGUGGCUGUGCGAGAAGGUGCCACAGAUUAAUUAGCAAUUAACGCUGACCCACUGCAACAACCGACGACCGACACUCGACAGGCCAGGCCGCAGUAUGUCCGAAAUCAUUGAGCUAAAUGUUGGCGGUGUCAGCUACACGACCACGCUGGCCACUCUGCUGCAGGACAAGACAUCGCUGCUGCACGAACUCUUUGGCGAGGGACGCGAAUCGCUGGCCAAAGACAGCAAGGGUCGCUACUUCCUCGACCGCGACGGGGUCCUCUUCCGCUACAUCCUGGACUACCUGCGCGAUAAGGCGCUGCAUCUGCCAGAGGGCUUCCGCGAGCGUCAGCGCCUGCAGCGCGAGGCGGAGCACUUCAAGCUCACCGCCAUGCUCGACUGCAUACGCGGGGAGCGGGACGCCCGUCCGCCCGGCUGCAUCACCAUUGGCUACCGGGGCAGCUUUCAGUUCGGCAAGGACGGGCUGGCUGAUGUCAAGUUCCGCAAGCUGUCCCGCAUCCUGGUCUGCGGCCGUGUGGCCCAGUGCCGCGAGAUCUUCGGCGACACGCUGAACGAGUCACGGGAUCCGGACCACGGCGGUCCUGACCGCUACACCUCGCGCUUCUUCCUGAAGCACUGCUUUAUCGAGCAGGCCUUCGACAAUCUGCACGAUCACGGUUAUCGUCUGGCCGGCAGCUGUGGCUCGGGGACGGCUGGCUCGGCCGCGGAGCCCAAGCCGGGCGUGGACACGGAGGAGAACCGCUGGAACCACUACAAUGAGUUUGUCUUCAUUCGGGAUUAAGGCCACUAUGCCGCCUAUAUCCCUACAUUAAGCCCCCAUCCACCCAACCAGCUGUCUCUAUCCUUCUGUGUUUCGCCAUGUCCCGGAUUCUGCUGAGGCCCACAGGCCACGUUACGACAACAUUCUCAAGAACAACUAACAGCUGACAUCAACAUCGGCAUUCUGUCGUCCUUGUGACCUUCUUCUGGCUGCCUCGUCAGUAUUUUGCGUGUGUGUCUUUCGCUUUAAUGAGAUAUCCAUUAUGCGCAUAGGAGAUCAUAAAUAGGACAGGAACGAGCAGCAGCAGCAGGAUGCCAAGGAGAAUCCAAAGGUUUGAGUUUCAACCCACCUCUCGAUAUACAAAUGGGAACAUUUCAGAUGUACAAUUGAACUAAAAAUCCACACAUACCCCGUAAGCCUAGACAAUUAUUUAGAAAUACUUAAGCCAGGACCGCAUUCUUUUCCGUUUUGUGUUCUAUAUCUGUGUCCUUCCUUGGGGUUUCCUGCUAAUUAAAUGCGAGUCACACUUAAUGUCGGGGGGAGAGCGGAGAGACCCAUCAAAUUUGAUAUGUUGAGCUGCUGCGCAUAAAUUUUGCUGAUGAAUGAAGACGAAUUCGGAUUUACGAGCAGACAACAAAGUGAAAAUAAAUUGGCAGCGGCAGAGGCAAAUAGCAACAACAAAUCGAACAUUUUAUUAGCCCCAAAAUCCGUUAAUGCAUUGAAGAAUAAACAAGACGAGAGGAAUACAUAAAACAGAAUCGAAUGUAAUGGAAGUGCAAUGAGAUAAGAACCAGAGAAGGUACUACAGUCUCCAAUAGACCAGAAAGUCAGGAAUACACUGAAACCCUGAACAAUUUGAAAUACGGGUUACUCUCUUGAAACUAACGAAAUAUUGUAGAAACAGAAAUCACCAGUAAAACAAAUAUCCAGCUCUAGUACCGAGCAUACAAAAAACGAAAACAAAAAUGGUAAAUUUAAAGUUUUAUUAGCCUAAUAAAAGUCAAAACUUGGAAAAACAACACAAAUACUAUAUACAUAUAUCUGUAUACAUAGCGGCAUAGGAUAAAGGCAGAAAACAUCUGGCCCGAAAAAAUUAUGGCCUAAGCAAAAAGGCAAACGCAAUCCAUAAAACUCGAGCACGAAUCGAUAUUAGAACCAUAUUUACAAUAAAUAUCUUACAAAGGCUGUCACAAGACAACCAAAGCAGCUCUCCAAAAUGAUUCCGAAUUCUGGAAAGCUGCGAGUAAAUCAACCAAAAAUGUGGCCAUAUUACACAACAACAACAAAUAUUUGGCUUGACAGCUAUGGAGAGCGAGGUACUUAAUGGGGGGCUACAAUUCCAGGUUCUUUACAUGGUAAGGAAUCUUGAAAAAUAUCUAAUCCCAGCCUGGUCCUUCGCAAUGUUCUGUAGCUCAUUUUUGUGGCCCGAACAAAGAGGAGCAUUUAAUGUCAGGCAUAUGAUUGUCAUGUGAGAAGCUUUUGAAAAACCACUCCGAAUUAUUAGUGAAUUGUAAUGAGAGAUGCCAAAAAAAAAA